Messenger RNA from Symbiodinium natans, 7521 nucleotides. The record is from the annotation of a GenBank genome assembly. Lineage: Eukaryota; Dinophyceae; Suessiales; Symbiodiniaceae.
AUGGCUGCGCUGGGAUUUGUCAGCGCGGUAAGCCAGACGACGCCUUUGAAGGCGCAGCAUGCGCCCCGAUCUGCGUCGGCUGUGCCAGCGUCUGGUCUUGGAGGCGCACACGUCUUGGCUGUUUCUGCAACUGGUGGGAUCCUCCUCGCUGUUCGGCGAACGAGGCAGAGAAGAGCCAGUCGCGCUUCCGCGAGCCUUGUGAUGUGCAAGGGUCAGUUGCUGGACAAGGUUGAGAAAGACCAAGCUCCAAAGGAGCUCAAAGAGCAGCAGCCUAUGCCGUCCGUCGCAUCCUCCUCGUACACCAAGGUUGCUCCUGUGGUGGAGAAGAGGGAGGCUGAGAUUGAUGGUUGGACAUUCUUCGCUCGGUUCUCCGGCGCCUUGUGGGAAACAUUUGUUGAUGUCGCUACUUCGCGCGGUCCACGAGAGCAGAAAGGGUGGGAGUACCGCAAAGGAAUCGAAGGUAUGUCUAUGGGAAGCAUGGCCUACGAAAUGAUGACAACGUCUGAGGACACGGAAGAGUUCAAGGAGUUGUCCAAGGAGUACCAAUCUGGCUAUGGGGUGCCCUUCCUGAACCUUUCCUUCCGCAAGAUUACGGCCUCAACGAGAGAUUUCAGCAAAGACGUGGGGCUGGCCGGACCAUGGCUGACUCUGAUCAACGUUCUGCAGACCAUGGGCGUCAACGGCGACCUCAUCGACGGCAUUCCUGUCCAGAACAAGUGGAUCAACAUUGUUCGUGACAACCUGGAUGACUUUCAGAAGCAGGAUCCAGAGCUAGGGCAGCGCCAAGCCGGAGAUUUGAUGCAGAAUAUGAUCAUGGGCCGAAUGGAGAGGAUCACUGGAGCGCCUAUGCCAGUGUUCUUGGAAGGCUACGGGGAGAGUGAAGGCAUCUACAAAAUCGCGUCUCGCUUGCUUUGGAAGUGUCGAGCCCUGGGUGAAGUGAUUGGCCCGCGGUCGGUGGUUGUCGUCUCUGAUCCGGUGGUUGUGAAGCGCAUCCUGACAAGCAAGUUCGAGGUUGCACACCUAGUCAUGGCGAAUUUGCCAUGCGCAGAUGCGCCAGGUGGCGAUGCCGCGGCGGACACGCAGAUAACUAUUGAUGAUGAGGGUGCCAUGUGGGGCGAAGAUGAGUUCGGACGCUACAGGAUAGACAAUCGGGUCUGGACCAUGAACGAGAUUCGGGAUCAUCCGCUUUUCAUGACAGACGUUCCAUCUGAUCCACGUGAUAUUGAGAACUACCCGCUCCUCACAGCACUGCAGAGUGUCCUGUAUGACGACCAAACCCCGGAGGAAAUAGCGGAGCACUUCCGCAAGCAAGGAAACGAAGCCAUGAAGUUUCAAGCCUCUAGGAUUGCACUUCAGAACGCCUUAACCUUCUACACGAGAGGUCUGGAGAUGGAGUGCAAGGAUGACAAGCUGAAUUCCGUGCUGCACGCCAACAGGGCUGCAGUGGGCCUAAAGCUCGGCGAGCAUCUCAAGGUGGUGGAUGACUGCCGUGCAGCCGUGCGCCUGGACGCAAAGAAUCUGAAAGCCUGGAGCCGGGGUGCCAAGGCCUCCGAGGCGCUUGGACUGGCGGAGCAGGGCCUCGCCUUCUGCCGUGGGGCGCUCCGCAUUGAAGACGGCUCGGCGGAGGCAAAACCGCUGCUCUCGGAGGUGCAGCGCCUGCAGCGAAACCUGCAGGAGCUCCAUCGGAAGCAGCAGACGGCACAAAAGGAGAUGCGUAUGGAGGAUGCCCGGGUCAAGGACGAAAUGCAGGCCAGUGCGUCUGCUGUACGUAACGCGCUGGAGCUUCGCGGCUCUCGUUUGGGCCCAGCACUUUUUGACUUGGCGAUGUACCGCAUGGCGAACGGUGGAAUUACUCCUCAUCCAAAGCUGGUGGAUGCGGAAGGCAGCCCCGCAAUCGAAUGGCCUUUACUCCUACUGUAUGAUGAGGUCAAUCAGUCUGAUUUUGUGGCGUCUUUCGACGAGCGAUGUGCUUUAGAGGAUCAGCUGCAGCUCAUGUUUCCGGAGGAUCGAUGCGUGGAAUGGGACGCGCAGGGUAAAUACGUUUGGCACCGUCUUGCAGUUUACCUGGAGUAUUAUCCCGAAGGCAGCGAUGACACCUCGAUGUUCAAAGUGGACUGCAGCGUCGCAGUUCAGACGCUUUUGACGGAGCGCUGUCUGCCACCUUGCCUGGUACUUCAUGUCCUGGUCGAAGGCUCUCCGGCUCAAGCGGCAUUUGUCAAAGACAACCAGAUUGAGAGCUUUACACCAAAGGCAUCCUCACAGAAGUGCUGGAGCCUAUCAUGGGUCUUGGACUUAAACGUGACCGGUGCCCCACCUGUUGCUGCUGUGGGUACACGGCCUGUGGCUUGGGGUGCAGGCCGUGGGCUGAUUCCCGCAGAUCCCGAAACCUGGAGGAAGCGCCGCCGGGCCAUCGUGCCUGGCUUUCACAAGAAGUGGCUGACGGAUGCCACUGAGCAGAUGGUAGAGUGUGCUGUCAACCUUGCUGAUGACUUGGAGCGGUCGGUGUCCAUGUCCUCCACAAAGGUGGCCGAGGUCAACAUGGAGGAGAAAUUCACCUCUGCCUCGCUGGACAUCAUUGGCAAGGCCAUUUUCAACUACGACUUUGGCUCCACAACGCAUGAGUCGCCGCUCAUCCGUGCGGUGUACAAUCUUCUGCGAGAGGCAGAGCGGCGCGCUCAGUCGGUUGUCCCGUACUGGAAUCUGCCUGGUGCCUCUGCCAUGUUCCGAGAUCAGAAGGAUCACAGCGAGAAUCUGGCCUUGGUCAACGCAGUGCUGGAUGAGCUUAUCCGAAAUGCCUUGGAGGACCCUCCAAAGGAGGAUGACAAGCUGUCCUUCCUCCAGUUUCUUGUCGUCACCAAGGGCGAGGAUGUCACCACCAGGUACGCGUUCAACUGCGUCUUCGUCCUUCGCGGGCUGGGCCGGUGGCAGGGAGAGUCCCAGCUCGUUGCCAUUGUCCGUGUUUUCGCCUUCAAUGCGACCUGGUUGCUCGCGCUGUGGUCUUUCCUGCGCUGUGCCCUCUCCGACCCGGGCUUUGUUCCCUCCUGGUGGCUGGACCAGCAAGAGCGCUGUCCGGAGGCCACGGGCAACUCCUUAUUCGGAUGGCAGCCGGGGAAACCAACCAAUUGCCACAAAUGCAAUGAGAGACGGCCAGAGAGGGCGCAUCACUGCAGCAUAUGUGGCAAAUGCGUCAUGCGCAUGGACCACCACUGCCCCUGGGUGGGCAACUGUGUUGGUGCCAAAAACCAUAAAUACUUCAUCCUCAUGUUGAGUUACGGGAUGGUCGCGGCGCUAACCUUCGUCGUUUCGGCCAAGCCCGUCAUCGUCUCCUUGUUUGUUCCUCGUAGCCGAUACUCGACACGGGGUUCGAUGGGGGCCAGUGGUUUUGGGAUCUUCAGCAUGGGUGCCGUUUUGAGCGCAUCAUUGUGUCUGGCAAUGUCUUUGCUCUUCUUCUCCCACUUGUGGUUGAUGGCGGUGAAUCGUACCUCCAUCGAGGUUGCCUACGCUGGAAGGAAUCCCUACAGCCUCGGCAUUUUCAGCAAUGCCCAGCAACUUUGUGGCCGCUGCGGUCUUGACUGGCUGCUCCCAGUUCAACCGCACAAGCCAUUGACGGACGGCUGUGCCUAUGCAGUGUUCUCUGUCCUGCUCUUGGCUUUGCAGCUGCGGGACGACCUGAUGACUUUACUCAUUGCCGGCCAUGAGACGACUGCAGCCAUGUUGACCUGGACCCUGUUUGAGCUGAUAAAGCCGGAGAGCGCGGACUUGUUGCGGGAAGUGCAGGAUGAGGUUGACACUGUCCUACAGGGGCGAAAUCCGACUUUCGAGGAGCUCACGCAACUGCCAGCACUGCGCGCAUGUCUCCUUGAGGCUCUGAGGUUGUAUCCAGAGCCCCCGCUGCUCAUCCGACGCUGCAUCGCCGGAGACGACGUGCCUGUGGGCCCCCUAUGCCACGACGUGCAGUCCGAGACUGUGUCCUUCUUGCCCGGCCAGGACAUCUUCAUCUCAACUUGGUCCCUUCAGCGCUCCCGGACCUUGUGGGGCAAGGACGGUCUAGUGCUUUACGAGUACGGACCUUGCCGCUACAGAUUCACUCUGGUUGAGCUUGAAGCAGAACUUGAGAAGUGGCGGCAGCAGGAGAAGAUCAAUGGCAACGGUCUUUGGCAGGGGUACUCACCGGAUAAGUGGACCGUCUACCCAGACGAGAGGGCUGCAGACUACGCCUUUUUGCCUUUUGGUGCUGGCUCGCGGAAAUGUGUGGGAGACAACUUUGCACUCCUCGAAGCGGAGGCUGUGCUGGUCGCCCUUUUGCAGCGCUUCGACUUCAAGGCCCCCGCCGGACGGAAGGUGGAGAUGACCACGGGGGCCACCAUCCACACGGCAGGUGGUCUUCUGAUGGAGGUGAGGAAGCGGACAGAUCGACGAGCCCAAAGUCACAACAAAGGCCGGAAGGAAGUCGAUGUGAAGGGAAUGGUCAGCAUGGAGAAGAAGCUGCUAGGCACCGUUGCGCAGCGAAUUGAGCCGGAAGCAUUGGUGGUGCCCACUGCCAAAGAGCUCCGCAUGCUUUUCACAGCGCAAAAGGAGGACGUGCGAAAGCUCUCGCCAGCGCCUGAGCUCUUCGAGCCUUUGGAAAAGGCCUACAAGCAAUGUCAGGAUGUGACCAAAGAGUACUCGAAAACGUUUUACCUUGGCUCGCAGCUCCUGGACCAAGAUGAGCAGCGUGUCGUCUGGGCCAUCUACAACUGGUGCCGAAGCACGGAUGAGUUGGUUGAUGGGCCUGAAGCGGCAAACACCACAAUGGCCGACCUCGAAGACUGGGAAGACAGACUCAACAGGAUCUUCCAGUUGCAGGUGCCUGCAGAUGGCGAUCCAGCCGACUUGGCGAUGGUGGACAGCAUUCGCAAGUUCUCUUUGAUCCAGAGGCCUUUCCAAGACAUGGUGGGCGGAAUGGCCAUGGAUCUUGUCAAGGACAGGUAUGCCACUUUCUAUGAGUUGGAGGUGUACUGCUACCGCGUCGCUGGCACCGUGGGCAUCAUGACUCUGCCAGUGCUCGGCUUUGACCCCAUGCAGAACUUCACAGAGGAGCUGCAGGAAGAGACGAUUGCUGCAGCAAUGUCCCUUGGUGUCGCUUUCCAGCUGACGAACAUUCUUCGAGACAUCGGCGAGGAUGCGAGGCGUGGCAGGAUCUAUGUGCCUUUGGAGGAUCUGUCUCGCUUUGGCAUCACGGAGGAUGAGGUCCUUGAGGCCUCUCAGACAGAGGGUCUGCUCUACCCGGAGCAGAAGUGGAAAGACUUCAUGGAGCUUUGGGAGUACGAGAACGCCAAAGCCGGCAUCGUGGGCCUCUCGGAGGUGAACCGCCUUGGCGUGAUGGCCCGGGCCCCCGGAGAUGCCCUCCGAGAGGAAGAGCGGCACUGCGAUGCUUGUGACAUCCUGCAUCGCAUCCGACAAAAUGACUAUGACAACCUCAGACUUGGCCCUACCAGUGCAAGUCGCCGGGCGUAUGUGCCCUUCAUCGACAAGGUUUUCUUGAUGGGCAAGGUGGCUCAGGAGAACGUUCGAAGUGGCAAAGUCUUCACGCGAAAGAAGGAGGUGAGAGAAGGCCGCCAGCUGAAGGCCGCUGGAACUGGAGAUCCAUGUGGGAGGGUAACUUCAGUCGCUUCCAUCCUUGUGGCCACAAUGUGCCAGUCAGACUUGUCCUGUACAUUGUGGUGGUUUCUGCAGCUGCCUGGCUCAAACGUCCUUUACCAAGUUGGCACUGCCCGUCUGGCCUUGUACUACCAGCAGAUCGAGGGUGUGCAGCUGGACAGGGCCGUUGUCGAUGCUUGCGCUGCUGCUGUUCAGGGCAAAGGUGAUGGACGUGUUUCCAUUGAGGACGCGCACGAGGUCUUCAAGUUCAUCAAAGAUGCCAAUAAGGUGACAGACCACGAGCUGUGGGCUCUGCGAUACUGUUUGACAGAGUUCAACUUCACGGAGGCUGCCGGGGACUGGAUCACUUCAGCAGUGAAGGCCAUCAGCAAGCGGGACCCGGUCAAGGGUGGCUCUUCGAAGGGCUACUACGAGAAGGUCGAUGGUGUGAAGUGCGAUCGCGAGCUCCUGGAGGUGUGCCGCAAAGCGGUAGCCGGGGCUGGUGAUGGUCGUGUUUCCAAGGACGAUGCCAAAGAGGUAUUGAAGGCUGUUCUGGAUGGUGGCAAGGUCACGGACACGGAGAAGUGGACCGUCAGGCUUUGCCUUUCAGAGUUCAACUGGACGGAAGCUGCUCACGACUUCCUCAUCCAAGAGCUGAAGGCCUUUGGGGCGCCAUUGAAGCGGCCGGCGUCGUCAUCCAUUGGCGGGAAGCCGAAGAAGGUCAAGGACGACACUCCGGCGAAGGUGAAGAGUGUCCUGACUGGCCUCAAAGUGGCCGAGAAGAAGCAGGCCGUGCCAAGUGAGGUUUCGAACCUUGUCAAGACGCUGGCGGAGAACUCGCUGUCCACCAAGUUGGAGGACCGCCACCCCUUCCAGGAGGAGGCCUUCACGAUGAUCGAGAAGGUGCUGGAAGCCGGAAAGGAAAGCCUUACAAAGGAGUUAGCGGACGCCACCACGCUGCUCGACAAUGCCGAUGCUGAGAAAGUAACCCGGGAAGCGGCUGUAAAGGACUGCGAGGACAAGCUGGCAGCAGCCCAAGAAGCCAAGAAAGCCGCGGCUACCGAGAGCCAGGACAAGACGGCGGAAUACAAGGCCACCGUGGAGCCCCUGAAGACGGCACUGGCCGAGCAAAAGGAGGGUGACGCCGCCGCGGUCUCGCUCGAGAAGGACAAAGCUGCGCUGGAAGAAGCAGUGAAGGAUCUCCCGGCGCUGAAGGAGCAAGGACCAGUGAAAGCAAGGCCCAUCGCAGCCUUGGAGAAGGCACUGACCAAGGCAGGAUUGGAGAGUUCACUCGUCAGCAGCAUCCACCUGCCGCUGAAGCAGAAGCCAGAGGAUCGGGGUGACUUCUCGCGGACGAUCCUGGACAAGCUGGACGAGGCCAUUGCGAAGACACUGGCCGACUACACCACAAAGAUCGCUGGUGAAGGCCCCGCUCGCGAAGAGCGUGCUGCCAAGGUUCAGGCUGCCAAAGACAUCCACGACGCGGCCAAGGCGGCGAGCGACGCCGCCGCGAACGCAUCGAAGGAAGCGAAAGAUGCAGCUGCAAAUCUGGGCGAAGAGCUCGAGAAAGCCAAGAAGGCCCAAACGAGCCUUGAAUCCGAGCUUCGAGCCGCGGCGAAGACCAAGGAGGAUGCCACGAAGGCGCUGGAGAACUUCACUGCAGGGCCCCUGGCGGACUUCCAGUCCUUGAAGGAGAGAACUGAGCACGUGGAGGACCCUUCCGGAGCGCAGGACGAGGAGCCCCCAUCACUUCCCAGCUCGCCGGCCAAAGCCCCUCAGAAGGCCGCCGCCAGCUCACCGGCCAAAGCCCCUCAACAGAACACUUCCUGCCCGACCUGCGGCAAUGUGUACGCGGAAGACGCAUCGUUCUGCCGGAUGUGCGGCCGCAAGCGGGACGAGUGA